This is a messenger RNA of Mesoplodon densirostris (Blainville's beaked whale), 231 nucleotides long. Its product is annotated as small ubiquitin-related modifier 2-like. Lineage: Eukaryota; Metazoa; Chordata; Mammalia; Artiodactyla; Ziphiidae. The record is from RefSeq and is a predicted model, not a curated record. Gene Ontology annotation, cellular component: nucleus. The transcript has 2 exons. Gene Ontology annotation, molecular function: protein tag activity; ubiquitin-like protein ligase binding. Gene Ontology annotation, biological process: protein sumoylation. The coding region runs from base 1 to 231 and encodes 76 amino acids.
AUGGCUGAUGAAAAGCCCAAGGAAAGAAUCAAGAUGGAGAACAAUGAUUGUAUUAAUUUGAAGGUGGCAGGGCAGGAUGGUUCCGUGGUGCAGUUUAAUAUUAAGAGGCAUACACCAUUUAGUAAACUAAUGAAAGCCUACUGUGAACGACAGGACACACCUGCACAGCUGGAAGUGGAGGAUGAAGAUGCAACUGAUGUGUUCCAACAGCAGACAGGAGGUGUCUACUAA